CCACCUUCAAGAUACACAGGAUGACGGAGAGUCAGGCACCAGCUAUUCAGAAAAGGUCUGCUCUCAUCCUCUAUGGCUCCGAAACCGGGAAUGCCCAUGAGGUGGCAGAAGAGCUGGGAGUGCUGGCUGAACGCCUGCACUUCGUGACUCAAGUCUCCGAAAUGAAUCACGUCAAGCCGGAGAGUCUUCGAUCCCACAAUGUGAUCAUUUUUGCCAUCUCUACCACGGGGCAGGGCGAUCUGCCCGCCAAUGCCCGAUCAUUCUGGCGGUCAUUACUGCUGAAGAAACUCCCGCCCACUUUCUUAAGCGGGGUCAAUUUUGUCUCGUUUGGUCUGGGCGACAGUUCGUAUCCCAAGUUCAAUUGGGCUGCGCGCAAAUUAAACAAACGAUUGCAGCAACUGGGAGCCAACGAGGUAUAUCCAUGCGGGGAAGCCGAUCAGCAACACCCCGAAGGCCUCGAAGGAACCUUUCUCCCUUGGAUGACAGAUUUCCGCAAGUUCUUGCUUGAGGCCUAUCCACUCCCGCCAGGACAAGAUCCGAUACCGGACGACGCCCAGCUACCCCCCAAAUGGGUUCUGCAACCACAGAUUCAGGACACGUCAGAUCAGACGGAACCAACUGUACCCGGAGCCCAGGAGUCUCGCACGGAUUCAGAUGCGUCCCCGGGACUUACUCGGCUGGAUCAUGAUCUGAGACCCCUUCCGGAUACCUUGGCGGCCACACUCACCGGUAAUAAGCGGGUGACACCGCCGAAACAUUGGCAAGAUGUGCGACAUGUCUCUCUCACUGUCCCCGACGCUGUCUCCUACGUCCCAGGGGACAUGCUCGCCAUUACCCCUAAAAACUUCGCGGACGAUGUUGAAGCAAUGAUCAAGAUGAUGGGCUGGGAGGAACAAGCCGACCUGCCUGUUUCCCUAGUCCCUAGGGAUAGCCAGCAAACAGUAGAUGAGGACCACCUUCCUCCGAUUCCAGGUCUCGAGGCAUAUCCCAAACUAACACUGCGAGCGCUUCUGAUGGACUACUUGGAUAUCCGAGCCAUUCCUCGCCGCGCUUUCUUCUCGACGAUAGCCCAUUACACCAAGGAUGAAAUGCACAAGGAGCGACUGCUAGAGUUUACGAAUCCCGAAUUCUUGGAUGAAUUCUGGGACUACACUACCCGACCAAGGCGUAGCAUCAUAGAGGUGCUGUAUGAGUUCGAUUCGGUCAAAAUACCGUGGCAGCAUGCAGUUUCGGUCUUCCCCGUUCUGCGGGCGAGGCAGUUCAGUAUUGCGAGCGGCGGAGAGCUGAAGCGAACCCCGGAAGGAGGGACGAAGUUCGAGCUGCUGAUUGCCACGGUGAAAUACAGAACCAUCAUCAAAAGAAUCAGAGAGGGCGUGUGCACCAGAUACCUCUCGGUGCUCCGACCGGGGAGUACCUUGAGGGUCCAGCUGCAACGGGGAGGUCUGAAUUCCUCCGUGGGCCAGCUAACCGGCACGACGGUUUUGAUAGGACCCGGAACUGGAGUUGCGCCCUUACGGUCCAUGCUUUGGGAGAAGGCGGCUCUCGUCAAAGAAUACAAGGAGCAGAAUCAAGGCGCGGAGCCACCCAUUGGGCCAACCAUCCUCCUUUAUGGCGGCCGCAAUCGGACCUCGGACUACUUCUUCGAGGAUGAGUGGCAGCAACUCAGCGACUUGAUCAAGUUGCAAGUAUUCACGGCGUUCUCACGAGACCAGGGCCAAAAGGUCUACGUGCAGGAUGUUAUCCGCCAAAACCUCGGCCUGUUUUAUCAAUACCUGCAUGAACUGUCAGGCACUGUAUACGUCUGCGGCUCAUCGGGACGGAUGCCACAGGCCGUGCGAGAGUCCCUCACGGAGGCAUUCCAACGCGGAGGGCCAGAAGGAGAGAUCUCCAGCCGAGAAGAGGCGGAGGAGUAUUUGGUGGGCAUGGAGAAAAUCGGGCGGUAUAAGCAAGAGACGUGGUGAGCAUUAGACGCUACAUCAUCCAAGUAGAAGCAUGAAUCAUGAAUAG
Molecule: messenger RNA, 2007 nt
Organism: Aspergillus steynii IBT 23096
Lineage: Eukaryota; Fungi; Ascomycota; Eurotiomycetes; Eurotiales; Aspergillaceae
Gene: tah18
Product: NAPDH-dependent diflavin reductase
Exons: 4
Coding region: 21-1961 (646 amino acids)
Cellular component (GO): cytosol
Molecular function (GO): FMN binding; NADPH-hemoprotein reductase activity; flavin adenine dinucleotide binding
Source: RefSeq, a predicted model, not a curated record